Cheilinus undulatus (humphead wrasse) is the source of this 2304-nucleotide messenger RNA. Its product is annotated as B-cell receptor CD22-like. NCBI's taxonomy places the organism in Eukaryota, Metazoa, Chordata, Actinopteri, Labriformes, Labridae. The record is from RefSeq and is a predicted model, not a curated record. The coding region runs from base 1 to 2304 and encodes 767 amino acids. The transcript is spliced from 12 exons.
AUGAAUUAUUAUGGACCAGUGGAACUUAGCUCAAAGCCAGCAUACUCAGGUCGUGUGCAGUAUCCUACUGCUGGGAAUGACUGCACUCUGAGAAUCACCAAUGUGAGGGAGGACGACUCAGCCGUGUACAAGUUCAGAGUCACAACAAACCAACCGGAUGGAGAUUUCACUGGUGCAGGAGUCACUGUGACUGUUGCAGCCCCUCAGGUGCAGGUGGAGCAGGUAUCGACCCAGGCAGUGCUGAAGUGCUACAGCCGCUGUGCUACACCUGAUGAUCCCUCGUAUGUCUGGUACCGAAACGGACUCAAGAUGAAUGAAGAGACGUCUCUCUCCAUCUCUGUGGAUGUAAACAACAGGUAUUCCUGUGCUGUUAAAGGACAUGAGAAUCAUUGCUCCACUGAAGUGUGGGUUCAGGGCUGGGGAGUGACUCUGCUCUCUUCUCAGAUCUGUGCAGUGAAAGGAUCAACAGUGGACGUACCCUGCAGCUUCACAUACCCCUCAAUGAUAAAUCAGCGAUCCACUGUUAUUCAGAGCGCAGUGUGGUUUACUGAAACAGAUUAUUAUGAACCUUCUGACCUUAGCUCAAACCCAGCAUACUCAGGUCGUGUUCAGUAUCUAUUUACUGCUAAUGCCUGCACUCUGAGAAUCAGUGACAUCAGAGAGAGUGACGCAGCUGAGUACAAGUUCAGAUUCACAACAAACCAACCAGGUGGAGGAGCCACUUCUUCAUCUGGGGUCACUUUGUCUGUCACAGACCUUCAGAUCCAAGUGAAAAGAUUACAGAACCAGUUUGAGCUGAAGUGCCAGAGCAGCUGUGAUGUGGCUGAUAAUCCUUCAUAUGUCUGGUACCAAAACCAAUGGAAAACAAAUGCAUGGACAUCUACUUUGGGAGUCUCUUUCCAAGAUAACAACAAGUAUUCCUGUGCAUUUAGAGGACAAGAGAAUCACCGCUCUCUAGAAGUGUAUGCUCCAACAUCUUGUUCAGUGUUGCUGAGUCCCGCUGGUGAAAUCAGGGAGAACAGUGGAGUGACUCUGACCUGUAGCUGUGAUGGUCACCCAGCACCAGAGUAUACCUGGUAUAAGCAGGAUGCCAGAGAAGCUCUCAGUAAAACAUCAGAGCUCGUCUUCAGGUCCAUUCAGUCCUCUGACUCUGGAUACUACAGCUGUGGAGCAAAGAAUGAGCUGGGGGCGAGGAUGUCUCAGUACGCUCAGGUCGAUGUGAAAUAUGCUCCAAAAUGGACCUCAAUAUCAGUGAAUUCUCCUGGUGAGACAGUGGAGGGCAGCUCAGUGACUCUGACCUGCAGCAGUUCUGCUAAACCAGCAGCUGUUUACACCUGGUACAAGAAGAAUAAACAUGAAACCCCUCAAAUGUCUAAUAAAGGACCACGGCUUUCCUUUGACUCCAUCCAGUCAUCUGACUCUGCAGAGUACAGCUGUGUAGCAGACAACAUACUGGGGAAGAAGACCUCUGAAUGGAUCCUCAUUGAUGUGAAAUAUGGUCCGAGGCUUCCCUCUGUGUCAGCGAGUCCCUCUGCUGAGGUAGAGGAGGGUGGCUCAGUGACUCUGACCUGUAGCAGUGAUGCUAACCCACCAGCUAAUUACACCUGGUACAAGGAGAACGAAAACUCACCAAAAGCAUCAGGGCAGAAUUUUACUAUCAGCAGCACCAGACCUGGAGACAGUGGGAAUUAUGUCUGUGUCAGCCAAAACAGAAGAGGGCGCCACAGCUCCACUAUACUUCUGACUGUUGAGGGAGCAGGAACAGGAAAACUGAUAUCUUACGUGACUGUUCCUGCUAUUCUCCUCGCUCUCAUCCUUAUCUUUGUCUUCAUUUGGAUCAGGAAGAAGAGGGCCUCCAAGCCACCGUCUGACCCGAGAAAGAGAGCCAACAACCGUGAAUGGAGGAGGACAGUGGAUAGAGUCGGAAACAGGGACGAGAGCGUGGGAGAGACAUGCGGUAAAGGGGCUCAGGCCGGAUUCGAACUCGGGCCGUCCGCUUACAUGGGCCGCGCCUUAACCACUCGGCCACCUGCGCCCUUUGAUAUACAACUACAGGGGCAGCAGGAUGAGCUUUAUUACGCCACAGUGUGCUUCAUCAAAAAACCAGCCAACCCUCUCUACUCCAACUCUCAGAUAGCUUCACCCAAAAGUUACACCAGAGAAGAAGAAGAGAAGGUUGUGUACUCUACUGUGAAAUGUCCCAGCACCAGUGCAGCCCAGAGACAACAAGCUGCCGUGGAUCCAGGUGAAUUGUACAGUGCAGUCAACAAAUAUGCCAGAAAUCACGGACAAAGAGACUUCUAG